Labrus bergylta (ballan wrasse) is the source of this 1184-nucleotide messenger RNA. RefSeq names its product protein Wnt-8-like. NCBI's taxonomy places the organism in Eukaryota, Metazoa, Chordata, Actinopteri, Labriformes, Labridae. Gene Ontology annotation, biological process: multicellular organism development; cell fate commitment; canonical Wnt signaling pathway. Gene Ontology annotation, cellular component: extracellular region. The record is from RefSeq and is a predicted model, not a curated record. Gene Ontology annotation, molecular function: frizzled binding; cytokine activity.
ACAGGUCGAAAUUAACUGCAUCUUUGCAUUGAGGAGUAACGGAACAGAUGGAAAUGAUGCAUUCCUUAUUUUGGCUCCUGGCUCUUUUGCACACAAUAUGUCCGGGACAAGCUUGGUUGGCAGGCAACUUACUUAUGACAGGACCAAAGGCCUAUCUCACCUAUACAAGAAGCGUGCAGAUUGGCGCACAGAGCGGCAUUGAGGAGUGCAAACACCAGUUUGCGUGGGACAGAUGGAACUGUCCUGACAGCGCAAUCCAGCUCAAAGGCCUGAGGCGAGCCACCAGAGAGUCAUCUUUUGUCCACGCCAUCAGUGCAGCGGGGGUCAUGUACACUCUGACCAGGAACUGCAGUCUCGGAGACCUCGACAACUGUGGCUGUGAUGUUUCCAGGAACGGGAAAAUUGGCGGUCGUGGCUGGCUGUGGGGUGGCUGCAGUGACAACGUGGAUUUUGGGGAGAGGAUUUCCAAACAGUACGUGGAUGCGCAGGAGACUGGUCAGGACUCCAGGGCUGCCGUCAACCUGCACAACAACGCGGCCGGGCGCUUGGCAGUGAAGGCAACCAUGAAGCGUAUCUGUAGGUGCCAUGGCAUGUCUGAGAGCUGCAGUGUCCAAACCUGCUGGACGCAGCUGUCUGAAUUCAGAGAAGUCGGAAACUACUUGAAGCUCAAGCACAAUCAAGCGCAGAAGCUGGACAUCGACAAGAAGCGCAUGCGGGCCGGAAACAGCGCGGACAACAGAGGAGCUAUCGUGGACGCGUUCAGCAGCGUCGCCCCCACAGACCUCAUCUACCUGGAGGACUCCCCGGAUUACUGCAGGAGGAACACCAGCCUGGGUCUGUACGGCACAGAGGGCCGGGAGUGUGUGCAGCACGGAGAGGCUCUGAGCCAGUGGGAGAGGCGCAGCUGCCGUAGGUUGUGUCAUGAGUGCGGCCUGAGGGUGGAGGAGAGGCGCACAGAGGUAGUGAGCAGCUGCAACUGCAAAUUCCACUGGUGCUGCACGGUGAACUGUGAGGACUGCUCCCAGGUUAUAGUGAAACAUGUGUGUGCAAGGAGGGAGGGAGAUGGACACAGCUUCAGACGGAGAUACCACCGGGGACCCAGUUCCCUGUCUAAGUCAGUAAAUAUGUAAAAUAAGGGCCCAUAAAUAUGUUGAAUGUCUGUUUGCACUUUUCAUCUAACUCCA